Messenger RNA from Frieseomelitta varia, 3569 nucleotides. RefSeq lists its product as uncharacterized. The record is from RefSeq and is a predicted model, not a curated record. Lineage: Eukaryota; Metazoa; Arthropoda; Insecta; Hymenoptera; Apidae. Bases 242 to 3484 code for a protein of 1080 amino acids. The transcript has 3 exons.
CACAGACCUUUAAAAUUUAAAUCGUCGUCGGUUAGAGUCAGUUGGUCCAAGUGCACGGUUUAACGUGCAUGGUUGGAACUCGAUGUCGUUCAUUAUGUGAUGAAAUUAAGUUUAUAUGCGGAUUGCAACCUGUUAAUAUACGCUACAAUUUUUAUCUCGGGGACGAUAUAUUGUGUUCCGGUUCAAACACAUUAGUUGCAAUAUAUUUAAUGAAGAGAAAGUAGAAAUUAUUCGUUGCAGAAUGAGUGAUUCUGGAGAUAAUGUUAAGUACAAAUGGACCCCUGAAAGUACCUCGCUAUUGGUAUCGGUAUGGUCGGAUAGGCAAGUGCAAAAGCAACUCGAGUAUGCCCCGAAGCCGCAACCUGUUUGGGACAGUGUUGCCCGAUAUAUGAAAAAAAAGGGGUACAAUGUUUCGGGGAAACAAUGUCGGUCUCGAAUGAAACAGGUCUUGGUAUGUUACCGCGAAGCCAAAAGAGCUGGCACCCGCGCUGGUGUAGAGCAAUACUAUGACUCAAUUGACAGGGUUCUUAAAAAUAAGCGUAUCGAAGAGAACAAUGUUGUUGGCAUAGAUACUGUGGAUGCAACAGCGAAUGUUAAGUCUCCCCCGAAAGAAAUGAAGACAAAUAAAAAUUUGCAAAUGAGGCAUAAAUUUCAGGAGCCUGUACCAUCAUUGUAUCGCACGGAAGCGUUAUCACCUACAUGGACAUUAGGACGUAAGAAUUAUACUUAUUUAUCAAGUAACAUCCUAAACAUGUUAAAGAGAAUUCAACAUGUGGAUUAUUUUAUAGGUGAAAAUGAAUAUCCUGAUUCCCCUGAAUCUAAUGAAACUAUAAUAGCUCGUCCGCAUAGAGUCUUUUCUCCUACGAGGGAUGCAGCUAUUAAUACGGGUGAACAAUUAACUCGAAUAGCUGGUAAAUCAACGCAGUGCAAUAUUUUUCCAAUAAAUGAAGAACCAUUAAGCGUUAAUUAUAAACAAAAUUUAGUAUCGAAUUUUAAUUAUGGAGAAAUUCCAUUUCAAAAUGCGGUACAAAAUGUGCAAAAUCAAAUAAUCCAGGAAAAUAUGCAACAACAUCAGAAUCAACAACAGAAUCAUAUGUGCAAUGGGCAAAACGCGUUGAUAAAUAAUUUAAAUCUUCAGCAGAAUCUACAAAAUUUAAAUCAGGGUUUGACGCAAUCUGUAAAUUUGCCAAUGCAUGUUAAUUCAAUGGCAAUGCAAAAUCCUAACGUAGAGCAUAUAAUUCAACAGCAUCAUUUGCAGCAAGUAAGACAUGCAAAUAAUCGUGCAAUGCCUCAAGAACCACAGAAAAUUACAUUACAACAGACUUUGGUAGAUAUGUACAAACAGCAGUAUGGCGAUUUUCCAACUCAUAUGCCUGCUGAUGCAAAACAAAUUGGAUCUUUCUCUCCAGAUUAUUCACCAGAUGUAUCUCAAAAUUUAAAUGAUGCUUUUUGUCAAUCAAAAAGUGAUGACAAAACACCUGAUAUAAAUGGAGCUUACAGUAGAACUAUACAGGCAAUAAAUCCAUUAAGAAUGCAAAAUCCUGAGAUUUCUGUAAUUACGAAUAACGCAACAUAUAAUGAUGAUAGCUUGUUAGAAUUUCUGAUUGAAUCACCAACUCCAUCUGAAAAUGACAAUAAAUCAAAAGAUACUGCUGUUAAUACAGAUAAUGUUCCACAUGUGCCAUUAAGAAAAAAGAAAGCCGAAAAAUUAGAACAACUAAUGUUAAAUGCUAUUAAUUCUCAAAAUGAAGUUGUUAAUAAGAUCCUCGCUGCACAAAAUGAUAUGGUAACAAAAUUUUUAGAUAUAGAUAGAGAUCGCCAAAACAGACUUGAGAAUCGUUUAGAUGAUCUAUUAAAAGUUGUUCAUGCUUCUAUCCUUACAAAACAAACUUCAGAAACAGACAUUGAAAUACCUCCACCACCACCAGAACCUACAAUAACAUCCUUAGUACCUCCUCCAAGACCUGGUAUUGCACCUCCAAAGUUAGAUCUAGUUCCUCCAAAACCUUGUCGUGUACCUUGUACAAUGCCAAAUUCUAAUAUUGAAUUAAUUAAUCAAAAUACUGUGGUAACAAGACCAGGUGUGGUAUCACCGAUAACUAGUCCAGUAAAGAAACCUGGUACCAUAUGGUCAAAAUUGGGACCAGUAUCACAAUCUCCUUUUGUGAAAGCUCAGCAACGAUUAGGUUUACAAACUGUUACAUCUGCAGAAACUCGAACCCAAUCGUCUGCGGAAAGACGUAUAGCUAAGGAAAUGGAGAAAGCCAUGGACAUAGAGACUUUAAUAUUUGAGACUGAGAAAUUCUUAGAAAUAGAGAGAAGGCUAGAAGAAAAAAUAGAAAAUGCUCGUAUUGAAACAACAAUAAACCAGACUUUGCAUGCACGUAGAAAAUUAUUUACACAGAGAGAACCCACUCCAGCAAUGAUAUUAACCGCGGCAUUUUUAGAAAAUGAAUGCCACGCUGCGGGACAACUUAUGAAUUACCCUAAUAUGCCAAGCAUAAAUAAAAAGAAUUUGAAAGAUAUUGAUGAUGAUUUAUUAGCGGGUCAAGGUGAAAGCUAUGAACGUUUACGGCAAUUAAAUAUAAAACCCACUUACGUAGCUGGUGAACCUUGUGAUACAUCUACACCAGCAAAAAUAGGAACUAUGUCCAAUACUAAUGAAAGAACAUCUGUACAAACAUUACCUAAGCAGAAAAUUCAACAAUUAGCUCAGCUUGUAAUGAAUACAGGAAGAUGGAAAGAUGUUGGAAGACAAAGUCUUGCACAUCCAAUUCAAUCAAAUACUCAAAUGAAUACAAAGAAUACACAAAGUGUAUGUCCAGCUUUUUAUAACGAGGUCUUUACAACAGGACAAUGUAAAACCUUGCCCAAAGAAAAUGAAACUAAAAAUGGUCAAAAUUAUGUUCAAGACUGGGUGUUAAAUAAAUAUGAAGAUCCAAUAAAUGAAAAAUUAGCAACAUAUGAUCCCUCGCGCAAUAUAAUAAAUCAAAAACCUAACUUUCCUAUAGGUUUCACAAGACCAAGAACAAAUACUGAUAAUUUAAUACAAAGAGAUUCCAACACUGAGAUGAACAAGCAUCUUGAAUUUAAUGGCAAUGUUAUGUCAGAUCGUAAACAGAGUGUACGUUUUAUGGAUGAUGAUGCAUUGGCUGAAUUACAGCGUAUGUAUAUCGAAACAGUGUCUAAAGAACAACAAGCAAUGAAUGAUAGUAUGCCAUAUGUGUUGAGCAGUGUUAAUACGCUGCCAGUUGGAACUCAACAGAUGAUUGAAAAAUAUAUUCGUGAUAUAAUACCAAGAAAAUUAAAAGAAAAUAAAGAUAAAGACACUGAUUCUGAUAACGAUGAUGAAUUUUUAGAUACUACUACUAGUAUGCCUGCAAUUGUUCCACGGCGAAGUUCUCUUACAUCAACUGGUACUACAUCCACCGAAACUGCACAUUCUAUAAAAUUUUUAAAACCAGAUAAUUGCGUAAUAAGUUAAUUAUAAGGAUAAUAAUAUAUUUUGCUUUCAUUUUACAUAGAAAUAAUAUGAAAUGUCAAUAAACAUUUCUAACUAUUUUUAUAUU